Phacochoerus africanus (Common warthog) is the source of this 1770-nucleotide messenger RNA. RefSeq names its product thymic stromal lymphopoietin (gene TSLP). Bases 1 to 1032 code for a protein of 343 amino acids. The transcript is spliced from 3 exons. The record is from RefSeq and is a predicted model, not a curated record. NCBI's taxonomy places the organism in Eukaryota, Metazoa, Chordata, Mammalia, Artiodactyla, Suidae. Gene Ontology annotation, molecular function: cytokine activity.
AUGUUUCGUGACCAUGUCAACAUCAAGAACAGUCGCAUAGGAAACAAGUACCGAAUGGGAAACUACUUGCAAAGCAUCUUUAAAACCUGGAAGCAACAGAGUGGGGAGGAGAGGCAAAUGAUUUCUCCUCUGAACUUAAAUCUUUACCCUUUCGCCGUAUGCUAUUAUUCUUUCUUCCAGACGAAAAGUAUCAAGUUUAACAAAUUCGUCUACUGUGAUGAUAGGGUGAGUAAGUGGUUAGUGCUGCUGGCUUUCUCCAGAGAGACGCCAGGCGUCCCGGGGAGGGAGUAUCUUGCGGUCCGUGGAACCCCAGGCGGUGGCCGGGAUCCCUGGCGACGCCGACCCAGUAGGGACCAUUGGGCUGCCGGAAACUUCCGUGCCGGUGCCCAGCUCCGGACUCCAGUUCUGUUCCAAUUUAAGGUGAGGAGUCUUAAAUUGACUCUGAGGAGGAUUCCGGGAGAGGCUCCUCCUCGCCCUCCCCCCUCGGCUGGAAGCGAUCGCCGCCGCCCCAUUGGGCCUGGAGUUGUGGGCGGAGCGAGCAGCGGCGAGGGUUCCAUCUCCUCAAGUGCCCUCGGCCACCUCACCACGCCCCUGCUUCCUCAGCUUGCUCACCCAAGACCUCUUUCCUCCUCCUCGAAUCGCCUUUGCUGUGUCUCCCGUUCCUCCCCCGCCGCCCCCACUGCCCCAUUCACUCAAGUCUCACCAACUCUCUCUCUUUUUCCCUCUUUCGCCCGCCCCCCCGCCUCGGCGUUUUCUUCUUUUCUCGUAAAUUUUGCCGCCUUUGAGCAGCCGGAUUGCCUCACUAAAAUCGAACUCUUUACCUUCAAACCCGUUCACGGCUGCACCUCACUCGCCAAGGAAGAAUUUGCCAAACGAACUAAGGCUGCAUUCGCACUCCAGUGCUCGGGCUACUCCGGAAUUCAGAUAAAUAAUACCCAGGCAAUGAGGAAAAGAGAAGUCAAAGCAAAUAAGUGCCUGGAGCAAGUCUCAUACUUGCUAGAACUAUGGCGCCGGUUCAGUCGCAUUUCAUAGAAAUCAAAUCAAGCUUCGUUAAAGUCACAUUUCACAACACUGUAAAUCAUCGUUAUUAGGUAGAUGGAACAUUAACUUUGUGACAUUUAUGAGACCACCAGUAAUUUUUUUUUUUAAUUUACAGAAGGGUUUCUUAGCUUAAUUUUGUAAGCUUUCGUUGUUUAAUGUAGGUUUAUAGUGUAGGUGAAAUACUUUUCCUCACCUGUGGGCGGAGACUUGUAGUAUUCCUGCCUGGGCCUCCAGCUUUGUGGCAGUUAAUUCUCAGCUGGAACUACAUAAGCCCUACUCAAAUAAAGAAUCUAAAAGUGUAGGAGGAGGAGAACUUUUCCCCUUGCAAAAGAAAAAAAGUUGAACUUGAUAGCAUGUAAACCUGUUUAAAAGGCAGACAUUUCUUCCAUGUGUUUUCAUACCAAAAAAAAAAACUUCCUGUUUUCAUACGAAAAAAGUUAAAAGAGAAAGCAAUAGGGGUGCACAAAAAAUUGCAUAAUGAAGCAACUUGAAAUACUUUCCAAGCAAAAUAUUGUCAAAGUAUUCGAAGCCAAAUUUUUAAACUUACCUAACAGACAAGAUUUGUGUAUGCAAGUAAUCCUGAAGAGGUGCCUUUUGUGAGUGCUAAAAGAUAUAUAUUUUAAAACUUGUGGAAUGUAUCUUUAAUUUAUUUUGUAAGCAGUUUUUAAAAUGUACAUAUUGCUUUGUUAUCAGCACUAUAUUUUUCUUAAUAAAAUAAUUCCAAAUUCA